Messenger RNA from Rhagoletis zephyria (snowberry fruit fly), 1263 nucleotides. The record is from RefSeq and is a predicted model, not a curated record. NCBI's taxonomy places the organism in Eukaryota, Metazoa, Arthropoda, Insecta, Diptera, Tephritidae.
AUGGGAAACAUCAACACAACAGGUCCUAAUGAAGCCUUAGUAGUCUCAGGUGGCUGCUGCACUUCAACUAAAAAGACAUUUGUCGUUGGAGGCUGGGCCUGGUCUUGGUGGCUUUUGUCCAAUGUUCAACGAAUUUCGCUCGAAACGAUGACACUGACGCCGAAGUGUGUCAAUGUAGAGACUUCCGAGGGAGUUCCCCUGACGGUCACAUGUAUUGCCCAGUGCAAAAUAAUGAACGAAAAAGAACUGCUGACCAUUGCCUGUGAACAGUUUCUCGGCAAAACUGUUGAGCACAUUCACCAGGUUGUUCUGCUCACUCUUGAGGGCCAUCUUCGCGCCAUCCUAGGCACCAUGACUGUGGAGGAGAUUUACCGCGAGCGCGACCAGUUUGCCCAACUCGUUCGAGAGGUGGCCACCAAUGACGUCGGAAGAAUGGGAAUCGAAAUUCUUUCCUUUACCAUCAAGGAUGUAUUUGACUCUGUGGAAUACUUAUCUUCCCUUGGAAAGACAAAGACUGCCGAAGUCAAGCGCAAUGCUGCCGUCGGAGUGGCCAAUUCUGAGCGUGAUGCUGGAAUUCGUGAAUCAGAGUGUCAGAAGGCUGCAAUGGACAUCAAGUUUUCGGCUGAUUCUAAAAUUGAAGAUUCUACCCGCCAGUUUCUGACUCAGAAGGCUCAGUACGACACCGAGGUGAACUACAAGAAAGCCGAUGCUUCUUUGGCCUACGAUUUGGAGUCUACUCGCAUCGAUCAGCAGAUUGCUUUCGAAAAGAAGCAAAUUGAUCUGGUUCAGCGUAAGAAGCAGAUCAUCAUUCAGGAGCAGGAGAACACUCGCAUUGAAAAGGAAAUUCAAGGAGACAUUCGCCUGGUGGCUGACGCACAAGCACAUGCGAUCAAGGAGAAGGCGGCCGGAUCAAAGAGCAAAGUUAUUGCCGAAGCUGAAGCCAAUGCCCGAAAGUUGCAGAUCAUUGGUGAAGCUCAAGCUAGAGCCAUCGAAGCGAAAGGUCUGGCAGAAGCUGAAGAGAUGCGAAUCAAAGCGGCUGCCUACAAGCAGUAUGGCGAUGCUGCUAUUCUGGCUCUCACCCUCGACUCUCUGCCCAAGAUUGCUGCCGAAAUUGCUGCCCCACUUUCAAAGACGGACCAGAUUGUUCUGCUGAGCGGCGACACUGGUGAUCUGAACAAGAUUGCUGCCCAGGUUCCGCCGGCUAUUCAAGCUCUGACUGGCCUUGAAAUCGCCAAGGUUUGUAGUCAAUAUGUUGUUUAUUAG